Seminavis robusta is the source of this 915-nucleotide messenger RNA. The record is from the annotation of a GenBank genome assembly. Lineage: Eukaryota; Bacillariophyta; Bacillariophyceae; Naviculales; Naviculaceae.
AUGGUAUUUUGGUGGGAAGCAAAGGCAAAGGACGAGGAUCAGCGGGUGGAGCAAUUGGAGCAAGAAGAGGACACUCGAGCAGAAGAGGAGGAGGCCAAAGCAACGAAAGAACCUGAUCGGCACGACAAGGAAAAGGAUUGUACCCUGCAACAUGCCAGCAGCUAUUCCGAUAAUGUCCAAGAUGACCAGAGCAACCUGAUCCGUCUUGCUGGCAACAUUGCUGGUGACGACAAUACCGAGAUGAACGGUCCCGAUCAGGAGGGCUUGAAGGAUGUUACCAAAGGAUCAGUCAACGCCACCGAAGAGAGACUCGAUCAAGAGGAUAAGAACAAGGUCCCAACAGCAGAGUCUGGUCGAUUCGACAAUGGUGGCACACUCCUGAGCACUACCCCCCAAACGGCUGCCACAAGUACCACCAAGAUUGCAGACGAAUCAGAUUAUGUAUUGACGGACAAAGAAGACAACAAGAAUCUCCUUGAUGCUCUGCUGCAAGCUGGAGAAACGGCCAUUGAAAAAUCAGAUCAAGUCGUUGCGAAACAGGACGACGAACAGCCGCGAUUGCAAUCUACCGUUCAAAAGAGUGCCAAUGAGGCUGCCCACGGAGGAAUAGUUGUUGUUGUUGACGUGGACACAGCUGUCUUGGAAGUUUCCCAUCAAGGGGGUAAAAAGGCGCUGGAUGCCGGCUUGUACAAACGGGAUGCACGCAAAUACAAAGACGUGGAUGACGAAACAGAGCCGUCGUCAGGGCCAGAUGGCGAACAGGAAGAAGAAGAAGAAGAACUGGAUGACGAUUCUGUGGUAUCUUCGUUAAGCGCCACCAGUACGGCACUAUCUUCGAUCGACGAUGAAACAGAGUACUGGACAAUGGAGCAUGGUGAUCCAGCGCACCGGACAAUUGAGAAUGGUUGGUGUUGA